UUGGAACUCGUUAUCGAUUACGGUAAUUGCACGACUAGCAUUGGAUACUCUGCUGAUCAGAUCGAAGAUUUUUCUUACCCGGACGGUUCUACGCUGUGUCAUAUUUCGUUCGCUAUUACUGAAAAUUAUACAGGAGACGUCAAAUUUUACUAUGGACUUCGAGAAUUUUAUCAAAAUAACCGGUUAUAUGUUGAAUCGCGCAAUGAUCUGCAAUUACUAGGAAAUCUUGACAAGGUCGGUGAGAGAGUUCAGAAUUUUUAUUUCAAGUUUUCAGUAAAAAUCCCAGUGAUAUAUAGCAGCAUG
This is a messenger RNA of Ostertagia ostertagi, 303 nucleotides long. The record is from the annotation of a GenBank genome assembly. Lineage: Eukaryota; Metazoa; Nematoda; Chromadorea; Rhabditida; Trichostrongylidae.